AUGGCUAAGAGGAAGCGUACCAUGCCGGAUCCUCAGCCACCGCACACCAAGCAGACCCGCGAAGACGAAACAGGAAAAACAAUCAAGCGGAGCAAGAACAUUGUUGAUGAAACGAACGCGCUUGAUGCCGCCAGCCUCGCUGAUCAGUACUUUGACCAGACACACUGGCAUUACGCUCGAGGCUCGGAUGUUUCGAAAAUCACACUCACAUUCGCGGAAGAUCUUACAACGGCGGAGCUGAAUAGGUGCUUCAACCUGAUAGAGGGCACGAGUCGCGAGGACUAUGAGCCCAGUAGCUUCGGGUGGCACCCUACAAGGAAAAGGCGUGAAAUGAAGGAGAAGGAGAUGCGCUAUCUGCAAGUAUACAAAGCUUCACCAGGGGAGCCAGACCAGUUUGAGGGCUUCUUGAGCUUCAUGGUCACGCACGACUCUUCCCCAGUGGUGCCAGUGCUUUACAUAUACGAGAUCCAUCUCACAGAUAACGCGCGGGGGAAAGGCUUGGGCUGUUUUCUGGUCGGAGUUGCAGAUUCUGUCGCGCGCAAGAUUGGAUUGGAGAAAGUGAUGUUGACCUGUUUCUUGAGCAAUACGACUGCUCGCAGCUUUUACGACAGACUUGGUUACAAGACAGAUGUUUGUUCCCCAGAGGAUCGUACAACCAGAAAGAAAAUCGUCAAGGUGGACUACGUUAUCAUGAGCAAAGACGUCUCAGCAAUGAUGCCGACUGAGACUGAACACGACAGUGGUUUGGAGGUAUCACAGUCCGAUUCAUUUGCGCUGGACGAGGACGACGCUGACGAGUAUCCAAGCCUUGAGUAG
Fulvia fulva is the source of this 816-nucleotide messenger RNA. RefSeq names its product N-alpha-acetyltransferase 40. Gene Ontology annotation, molecular function: histone H2A acetyltransferase activity; protein N-terminal-serine acetyltransferase activity; histone H4 acetyltransferase activity. The transcript has a single exon. The coding region runs from base 1 to 816 and encodes 271 amino acids. Lineage: Eukaryota; Fungi; Ascomycota; Dothideomycetes; Mycosphaerellales; Mycosphaerellaceae. Gene Ontology annotation, cellular component: nucleus. The record is from RefSeq and is a predicted model, not a curated record.